CUUCCUUAGGAGAUUUGCCAUCUCGAAUUGGCCUUUUCAAUAAGAAAUAGUAGUUUACUGUUACAAGUGGUAUCAAAGCCAUUUGUUUUCUUUUCAUGGAAACUAGGUCAAUGGGGCAAAAUUCUGAUUUGGUGCAGUUCAGGAAGGAGUUUAAGCAGUUGAAGGAUGAUUUUGAAGGGAGGAAUGCAAGACAGGAUAGUUUUGAGAAGAAGCAGGAUGAUAAGUUUGCUUUCAUAAGUGCAAGGCAGGAUUGUUUGGAGGUGAAGUUGGAUGAGAGGUUGGAUCAAUUGUUGAGUUACAUUAAAGAAUUGCAGAAGGGAACAGAACAGAAAGAUAAAAGUGUAUCUUUUAAUUCCAUGGAGGCCAAUUUUUGUUCAACUUCAAAAGGAGGAAGGUAUGCAGGAGAUGGUGGAGAAUUUCAUGCAGGAGAUGGAUUCUACACUAAGUCCAUUCGGUUGGAGUUUCCAAAAUUCAAUGGGAAGGAUCCAUUGAAUUGGUGUUACAAGGCUGAGCAGUUCUUUGAUCACUAAAUCAAAUUCUUUUGUUGCUUGGGAUGAUUUUGCUAGAGCAUUACAGAUUAGAUUUGGUAUGGGGUCUUAUGAUGAUCCUAUGGAAACAUUGUCAAAGUUGAAACAAGAAGAGGAUCUUUGGAAGAAUAUAAAAAACAGUUUGAAGUUUUAGCCAAUAGGGUGGCUGAUUUGCCUGAAGCACAUAAACUGAGUUGUUUUACUGGGGGUUAAAAGAUGAAAUUAGAUUGGCAGUGAAGAUGUUUAAACCUAUGGUUCUAAUGGAUGCUUAUUCUUUAGCCAAAAUCCAAGAGGAUUAUAUAUUCAAUUUCAGAAAGAGCAAUAAGCCCCAAUGGAAUGCCCUUCCCUGUAAUAAUGUUGGCAGAAGUUUUGGGGGAGAGAAUAAGGGUACUGGGUUGUUGGGAGGAAAAACUAAUUUGUUUGGGCAGCAAAAGGAUUCUGAGAAUGUUGGUAUUGUUGAUAAUCAGCACAAGUCUAAUAUUCCUAUUUCUGGUUCGGCAGUGUUGCCAGUGCAGAAAAUUUCUAAUGUUGAGAUGAUGGAAAGAAGAAAAAAUGGGUUAUGUUAUAAUUGUGAUGCUAAGUGGAGCCGUGGCCAUGUUUGUGCUUCACCAAGAUUGUUCUUGCUUGAGGGGGUUGAGCACAAGUGGAUUGAGGAGCCUACGCUUUUGGUGACACGCUUCGAGUAUGCAAACCUUUUCCACACUGUUACAGAUUGGUACAGUGCAUACGUCUCUUCAAGAGUUACAGGGUUGCCCAAUCGACCUAAGUUGGUUUUUGUGGAUGGCCACUGUAUGGCACCCUUGGAAGAAACAUGGAAAGCAUUGUUUUCUAGUCUUCGAUAUGCUAAAAACUUUAGUGGUCCAGUUUGUUUUCGCCAUGCUAUUCUUUCACCUUUGGGAUAUGAGACUGCACUAUUUAAAGGGCUUUCUGAAGAAAUAAAUUGUCAUGGAGCAUCUGCACAUGACCUGUGGCAAAACCCUGAUGACAAGAAAACUGCCCGAUUAUCUGAAUUUGGGGAAAUGAUUAGAGCUGCCUUUCGGUUUCCAGUAAACAGACACCAUGUUGAAAGGCCAGUCUCAGGUCCUAAUGUCCUCUUUGUUCGACGGGAAGAUUAUUUAGCUCAUCCUCGUCAUGGCGGUAAAGUUGAAUCGAGGCUUAGCAAUGAACAAGAAGUGUUUGAUUCCCUGAAGAGCUGGGCAUUGAAUCAUAAAGUGUGCAAUGUAAACCUUGUCAAUGGAUUGUUUGCACACAUGUCCAUGAAGGAGCAAGUCCGAGCCAUUCAAGAUGCUUCAGUUAUUAUUGGUGCUCAUGGUGCAGGUCUGACUCACAUAGUAUCUGCAAUGCCAAAAACUGUGAUUCUGGAGAUCAUUAGCAGCCAAUAUCGACGGCCACAUUUUGCAUUGAUAGCUCGGUGGAAAGGGUUGGAAUAUCAUGCAAUUAAUCUUGACGGAUCAUUUGCCAAUCCACCAGUUGUCAUUGACAAGCUUAGCAGCAUAAUGAGGAGCCUGGGAUGCUGAAAUGUGUUUGGUUUUGGCCAAAUUCCAUUGGAGGUGAUGGAAAUAUGUUUCAGUGUCUAUUUGAACGCCAUCAUUCCUCUUUCCUGGAUCUUAUAGUGAAUGAGCUUCUACUUGCUUCUGCUGCUGUUGCAAUAUUUCGAUGGGAAUCUUAUGGUGAAGAGACAGAAAAUUGGAUUUACUUAUCAUUGAGAGAGGUGGUUGGAUUAUAUAUACCCUGAUUUUUGCUUCGGUCAAUUUUUCCAUGCCUUUGGGGAAGUAGCUGAUAGGAGUCAUAAUUUUUCUUGUAUACUAAUUCUUUGUUACUGACACAAGUGUCUUCUUGUACAAUAGAUCGAUUCACUACCUAUUUUAAAUCAGAAUUCUUUGAAAGUACAAUAUGUUUACGGGUUCGAAUUGAGAUUUGCAGUUUCAAAACGUGUAAUUUAAAAGAUAGCAAUAUGAAAGGGCCAUAAAAAGCUUUCCUUUUU
This is a messenger RNA of Corylus avellana, 2511 nucleotides long. It is a transcript of the gene XYLT, whose product is annotated as beta-1,2-xylosyltransferase. Gene Ontology annotation, molecular function: glycosyltransferase activity. The record is from RefSeq and is a predicted model, not a curated record. Lineage: Eukaryota; Viridiplantae; Streptophyta; Magnoliopsida; Fagales; Betulaceae.